GUUUUAUAAACUCUUCUCAUCAUCAUUAAACGCCUACUUGACAUUGAUAUGAAGAAAACUUUUACUAUAAAUGUGUUGUUUGUUUUAUUUUAUCAUCCAUUUCAUGUGUGGGGUGUGUUUGGUGUUAAUCCAGAUGGAGUGAAGUCAGUGUCAGUGAUGGAGGGAGAUUCUGUCACUUUACACAGUGAUGUUACUGACAUACAGAGCUAUUAUCUGACAUUGUGGAGGUUUGGAGACGAUGGCUUUACCAUAGCUCGAAUCAACAGAGAUAAGAUCAUAUAUAGUGAUAUUCCAGCAUUCAGACACAGAAUGGUGUUGGAUGAUCAGACUGGAUCUCUCACCAUCACAAACAGCAGAAUCAAACACUCUGGACUUUAUAAGAUGGAGAUCAGCAACAGCACCGGGACAUCAGUGAAGAAAUUCUGUCUUACAGUCUAUGAUUCUCCGCUUUUGAUCGAAGCUGAAAAAGGUGAAUUAAAGACAGUGUCGGUAACAGAGGGAGAUCCUGCCUAUCUGAUGAUUGAAGAUGUUGACACACAGAGAUUUGAUCUGAUAGUGUGGAGGUUUGGAGAUGACGGCAUUCUUAUACUGAAGGGUGACAGAGAAGACAAUAAGACCACAUUUACUCAUGAUGAGAUAUAUGAAGACAGACUGGAGCUGAACUAUCAGACCGGAUCUCUCACCAUCACAGACGCCAGAAUCACAGACACUGGACUUUAUAAAGUAAAGAUCAGCGGUGACAGAAGAGCCGAAUACUUGAGAUUCAUUCUGACUGUCAGUGCAUCAGGUAUAUCUUCAGGUGGUGUAGCAGGUAUAGUUAUUGUUGUUCUGCUGGUCGUGUCUGGAGCUGUCGGUGUAUUUGUGGUUUUCAUUCGUCGCAGAACCUCUGCAAUAAAAAAACAAAAUGAUGUAUUUGUUGAUAAAUCAGUGUCAGUGAAGACGGGAGAUUCUGUCAUUCUACACACUGAUGUUAAAGAAAUACAGAAAGAUGAUGAGAUAACGUGGAUGUUUAAAGACACAUCAAUAGCUAAAAUGAAGGGAGAUCAAACUAUUGAAAAUAUCGAUGACAGAUUCAGAGACAAACUGAAGCUGAACCCUCAGACUGGAUCUCUCAUCAUCAAAGACACCAAAACUGAACACACUGGACUAUACAAAGUAAAGAUGAGACUUCAAGAUGUGACAUCAGCCCAGAUAUUCAGUGUUUCUGAGAGUGAUAAACUGUCUGUGAAUGAAGGAGAUCCUUUCACUUUAAACUCUGGUCAGACUGAACUAGGAGACAAUGUCAUGACAUGGAGGUUUAAAGACAAACAUAUAGCUACAGUCAGUGAACAUCAGGCAUCUGUUUAUGAUGAAGAGAGAUUCAAAGACAGAGUUCAUGUGGAUCCUCAAACUGGAUCUCUGACCGUCACAAACAGCAAAACUAAAGACUCUGGACUUUAUCAACUACAGAUCAGCACAGAGAAAUCAGAAAGAAAAUUCACUGUUACUGUCUGUGGUGAGUAA
Molecule: messenger RNA, 1503 nt
Organism: Triplophysa dalaica
Lineage: Eukaryota; Metazoa; Chordata; Actinopteri; Cypriniformes; Nemacheilidae
Exons: 6
Coding region: 49-1503 (484 amino acids)
Source: RefSeq, a predicted model, not a curated record